Orbicella faveolata is the source of this 4133-nucleotide messenger RNA. Its product is annotated as metastasis-associated protein MTA3-like. Gene Ontology annotation, molecular function: transcription coactivator activity; chromatin binding; sequence-specific DNA binding. Gene Ontology annotation, biological process: negative regulation of transcription by RNA polymerase II. NCBI's taxonomy places the organism in Eukaryota, Metazoa, Cnidaria, Anthozoa, Scleractinia, Merulinidae. Gene Ontology annotation, cellular component: NuRD complex; nucleoplasm. The record is from RefSeq and is a predicted model, not a curated record.
CGUUCGUGACGUCAAAAGACGCGUGGUUCGCUUGAGGGCGAACAAUAAUGGCCGCGUUCGUGUGGUGAAUGACGUUUUCGGCGGAAUAGUGCACAGGCUCCAUGAAAAACUUGACAUUUGUAAUUCUUAUUGAUCGAAGUUUCGAAUAAGAAACUCCCGCCAUUAGGGAAUCAUGGCGAACGCAUCAAAUGUUUUCCGGGUUGGAGAUUACGUAUAUGUUGAAACCAACCCGGCGUUACCGUAUCAAAUACGAAGAAUUGAGGAGUUGACUAAGACUAGUAAUGGACAAGUGGAGGCCAAAGUUCAGUGUUUCUAUAGAAAGAGAGAUUUAUCAUCAGCCCUUGCCAUGCAGGCUGAAAAACAUUUGUUGCAAGCUGAGGAAGAUGCAGAAAUUGAAAUGGGGGAUAGUGAAAUGGAAGAUGUGCUAAGACAUCAGCUGAGUCACAGAGAAGUUUUCUUGUCUAGACAGUAUGAAAACAUUAAUGCCAACACCAUAAGGGGAAAGUGUUUGGUGACACUUUACAAUGAAGCAGAAGUGUUACCAAAAUAUUUAGAAAAGGAGGACUGGUUUCACUACUUUCUGGUUUAUGAUCCUCAACAAAAAACCUUGGUAGCAGACAGAGGAGAGAUGGGAAUUGGGACAGCAUAUCAAGCUCAAGUGCCUAAAACAGCAAGAAGAGGACUUCAAGAUGAUAGAGAUCUUGCUAAGCUGGAGACUUUGGUUUGGGAUCCAAACAAUCCUCUACAGGAACAACACGUUGACCAGUUUCUUGUGAUUGCAAGAUCUGUUGGUACAUUUGCAAGGGCUCUGGAUUGUAGCAGUUCGGUAAAGCAGCCCAGCUUGCACAUGAGUGCUGCAGCAGCAUCAAGGGACAUUACAUUGUCUCAUGCAAUGUGUGCUCUACAUAACAAUGGUUAUAAUGUGAGCAAGGCAAUAGCUAGUCUAGUUCCUGCAGGGGGACCCAUCCUGUGCCGUGAUGAGAUGGAGGAGUGGUCAGCAGGUGAGGCAAAUCUGUUUGAAGAAGCCCUUCAGAAGUAUGGAAAAGAUUUUACUGACAUUCAGAAAGACUUUCUUCCAUGGAAGAGUCUUUCAAGUAUAGUGGAAUAUUAUUACAUGUGGAAAACCACAGACAGAUAUCUACAACAGAAACGACUGAAAGCAGUUUCAAAGGAAUGUAAUUUAACACAGAUAUACAUACCUGGCCUUGGUGGAAACACGACCCAGUCAGGGAAAAAGCAAACAUCAACCAUUAUUUUGACUCCACCACCGGGUGUGGCAACCAAUCUUUUUGGUGUGUCAUGUGAAAGCUGUUACGGAACAUCAUCCCAACAAUGGUAUCCCUGGGGAGUUCCAAAUUCUCAGCACAAGUUCUGGCUUUGCACACUGUGCUGGAUUUACUGGAAGAAAUAUGGUGGCUUGAAAAGACCAGACGGAUUAUCUGGAAAGUCUCAUGGCAGCCUGCAGCCAAGUUACACAUGCAGAGUUUGUGGGAAGGUCUUCAACAGAGCAGGUUUGAAUUUUAUUUGUUCCUUCUGUAAUGUAAAUCAAUGUGCUACAGGGUCUCUUCCUAUUCAUAACGAUAUGGGCUCAAUUAAUGUUUAUGUACAGGUGUUUAAUUCCCGUCCAAACCUCACGCGGCACCUGACAGCCGUGCAUGGAUACAGACCUCCCAGCCCACGUAAACUCAAGCCCAGGUCACCAUUCUAUAUCAAAUCCACUCCAUUGACCAGACUAGCUCGGAGGCUCUGCCAGGAUCUCUAUAACAAAGUACAUCACUGCCGAGUUCCUGGGGGCACGCUCAAUAUCCAAGAAAUCAGAUCGCAGUGUCUGAAGAGACUUGAGACACCUGAAGCAGACGCCAUCAUCAAGGCCAAGAAACAAAUGAAGAAGCGAAAAAUUCAUGAUGCUGUGGACAAGAUCAAAGCAAACCCACCCAAACCACACAAGCCCCCCAAACCCCCAAAACCAACCCUACUACCACUCCCCAAGGAACAUUCACCGACUUCGCCGCCCCCACCCACCCCCACUGGUCACUCUAUUACCUCGCCCUCCAGAAAAAUGAUUCCCCCGUCUAAGAGUUAUGUACCUAUCCAGCCGACCCCGCCCAAGGCAAGUGAUUGGAAGUAUGCCGCCAUACCUUCAGCUAAACCUGUUGUCCAGAGUCAACAGGUGCCACAGGCGACCUCUAAUCACAUGAUGGCUAGGAAGCGAUCACAUGACAGCGGCAGCUCAGUACAACAGAAUGGAAUUGACGGUCCGUCACCAAAACGACUAAGUGCAACUUCACCUUUAGGAAAAAAGGGCUGCGAGUGCACCUACUGCGGAAAGAUCCUUCAUAACCAAGCGAGUCUGACUCACCACGAACAAACGAUGCAUGCGUCCACAGAGCCACCUAAACAGCGGUCGUAUCCUGCAUACUGUGACGUCAGUCCCGCUAUAGGUCCCGGAUCGACCAAGAUCGUGCCGUAUGCGCAGCACUCGGUGACGUCAUACAUUAAUGGGCAGCUUCAUUUAGAGCGAGCCAUGAACAGUGUGCCAAAUUACGCGGGGGUCCCUCCAGGGGCUGCAACCAAGCCUUACCUGCUUCCUAAGCCAGCACCGCCCCCGGCACCGGCGGUCAAAGGAAAUCCCGAGGGAGGGCUGAUUGUGAAUUCAGUGGCCGCUCCAGUGCCUAACAGGGUGAUAGUGGGUCCGAACACCAAGCCUGUUGUUAACAGUAAGCCCAGUCAGGUUAUCAAGUCUGUUGGGUCCAAGACUCAAGUCAAUCCACAAUUCAUUGAUCCACCCGAGGAGUUCCAGUUCCUGUCAAACAAACGCUCAAGGAAAGCUCGCCGAGCUUUGUCAGUGGACGUGCAAAGAAGAGUGGCCAGGAAACCGUGGAAAGAAGUCAAAUGUAGCGUCAAUCUGCGUGCUCUUAUCUACGCUAUGCCAGUCCGUCAGGAAAAUGAAACAGUGGAAGCAAUAGUUAUUGACGACGACUAACACGUUAUUCAUGAAGUCAUAUUGCGGUCAGCGGUUACUGCGUUUUUCUGGGUACUAGCGCCGUGAAAACCACAAGGAUGCGACAAGUGCGAAUCACAUGAUCGAAUAACUGAAUCACGUGCUUUAUCUUUUGACACGAAGUGACUACAAGGAUUGCAUGGUGAUAGUAUGAUAAAUGUGAUCGAGAUGCUGUGAUCACAUGAUGCAUCCAUAGACGCACGUGAUGUAAGCUACUUAAAUCACGCGACGAUCACGCGGUGAAACCGACUUCAAAGAUCACGUGAUAAGUAAGAAGAUUUAAGUGAAACUUUGUUUACAGUGCCGGUGUGAAGACUAUUUCAAUUUUCCUGGUGGACUAUAACAAAGGGAAAAACUACGGGCUCCCUGUAAACAGACCAGAGGUUGCUAUUUCCAUUCGUAAGGAUCAAGUCUGUUUAUCUUGGAGUUGUGGUGUUGUAGAAAUUCUUUUCACUUGACUUGAAAGAUUGUUUUCGUUGACCUUGUGGGUUUUGCUUACCGUGGAAUGGUCUUGUUUUCUCAGGCGUUUAGUAACUGUAUAAAGAGCAUUAACAAAGAAGUAUAUAUAAUUCAUAUCUGCGCGGGAAGACCUUAAAGUGUUUUGCAAACAUUGUAUAAUAAUUACGAGUUAUUCCUUUUAUAACGAGAGAGCUAUCUAUUGUAUCAGAUUUUUAUUUUAAAGUACUUUGUCUGUCAGUGUUAUGAAAUGUAUGUAAUUAUUUAUUUGGUCUUUGGCAAGACCGUAAGUGCCUUUAGACGGUCUUUAAGCUGAACUGCAGUUUUGGCUUUUGUGUUGCCAUGAAAACAACAGGCUCCAUUUGUGUUCUGCCACUGACUUACCGCAAGGGAAAUUUUUGUUAUGCGAAUUCAGCAACGAAUUGCAUUUACCUUUGGUGCCUAAAAAACCUUGCUUUUCCGAACUUGGGUUUCCAGGCAAUUAUCACUCGCUGACUUCGGAAAGAGCCUAAAAGCGUUCGGCAUUUCUCGGCAGCUCAUCGUAAUACGAAGGAUAUCAUUGGAUAGACAGAGUCACGUGGAUUUUUCAACUGUAACAAACUGUAACUGAUAUUCUAAGAAGACUGCUGCUGGAAAACAUUCGAGUAAACAAAAUAAAUUGUAUAUAGUUAUUAGA